Molecule: messenger RNA, 1130 nt
Organism: Striga asiatica
Lineage: Eukaryota; Viridiplantae; Streptophyta; Magnoliopsida; Lamiales; Orobanchaceae
Source: the annotation of a GenBank genome assembly
AAACUUUCGAGCUUUUCCCGUUUUCCAUUUUUGGCUUUUAUAAAGGGAAAAUGAAUGCGUCCUCAAAAGCCCUUCAACUACGUCAAUCCCCUUCACCACCUCUCCUCUUUACGCGCUCCGAUUUUUGCAGAGGUGUGCGCUUCGUCCCAAGAAGGGUUUUCUUGAACCGGAGCUGUGACUGUAAGUGCGAGCUCAGAAAGGAGGGCGGAGAGGACGACGUCGUUUUGGCCGCUCCUUCUUCAAAAAUGGGUUUUCCGUGGCGCCCGUUUCUGAUCGCGGCCGUAGCUUGUGCGUUCUUUCUGGGCAAUGCUCCGGAAAAAGCCCUAGCGUCAAAUUCCCCAUCGGCCUUCGUGGAAAGUGUUAUUUACUCCAACAAAAUUGCCAUCUUCUCCAAAUCGUACUGCCCAUACUCAUUGCGUGCCAAGCGUAUAUUCAGUGAACUUGAGGAGCAGCCUUAUGUUGUGGAGCUUGACCUUCGAGAUGAUGGGUACAAAAUCCAGGAAGUUCUUCUGGACAUGGUGGGUCGGCGUACGGUCCCACAAGUAUUCGUGAAUGGCAAGCAUAUUGGUGGUUCUGUUGAUCUGCAAGCCUCGGUCCAAAAUGGUCAACUGAAAAGCCUUCUUAGUAAAGCUUGAUUGAAUUGGUAAUACUCAAAGAUCUUAGUAGUUAGUACCUUACAGAAGCUAGUUUCUGCAAUGAGGUCAAAGUUUGUAACCCCAUGAAACUCCAAAUUCACUGGGAUUGUUAUGAUUGAUUUACAUAAUCGUCAUAUUUGAAAUAGGUUCUGUUGACCAUAUGGUUUGGUUUUGGUUGCUUCUGUAGCUAUGCAAGUUAAACAUGAAAGAAGUGGAAAUCAGCGCGAAUUGGAUGCUAAUGUGAUCUUUUACAUUCAAUUUUUUUCGCCGCGCAAGUUAAGUUGUGUUUAGAGCAUUUAUAUUUAGUGACCUCUAAUGCUUUCCUUGAAGCGGUAUUCCAUAAGCAUGUAUUGUUCGCAUACUGAUUGGGAACUGAGUUUAUUUUUCCAUCUUUUUUGCAAUCAACCUUUUGAACUUAUCAACAUUCAUUCACUGUCAAGUGUUAGAAAAAUUCUGUUACCUUUAACAUGAAAUGAGAUAUUCUCUCUUUGUGGA